GAGACACAAAACACACACACUCCGAGGGCUUCUCUCGAUCCGCCGGCCGAACCAACGCUUUGCUUCCAUUCACUGCUGCGCUCCGCUGCACGAGACGUCGUCCCGGCCAGACAAAUUAUAUCCUCGAUUUCAGGAAGGAGGCGUCAUGCUGUCGAUAAUUAUUGUGUGGAGUGGCGUGAAAAAUACCUUUCCCUCUGGCUGACCCCUGCUGGACAGGAGCGAGCGAGGCGCGUCAGGGUAUUAAAGUUUCUAAAUGGUGACAGUUGAGACGAGCUGCGUUUCCUGGAAAAUGAAUAUCCCAUUCUGGAUACUUUUCGUCUGCUGCGCUCUCAUCCAAGGCGCUCUUUCGCUGGUGGAGACGGUGCAGCUGGAUUUGGACACGGGGGUUGUGAGGGGCUACAGCAGACUAGUGCACUUCCUGUACGCGCCAUCGACAGGGUUCUCGGCUGACUGCAGCAAAAGUGCCGUUCUACGGGUCAAUUUCGAGCCGAAUCACCAAGCGGUCAAAAUCUCACUGCGUUACUCAAAGCCAAAAUCGUGGACCCUUCACAUUGCUGAUGGAUUCAGAGCUGAAGGAUACGGCCAAGGUGAGCCAGGAUCUCAUCUUGAACUUCAAGUGGUCAAUAGGCAACUUCGGGUGUACGGUCACUCGGGAGACCCUGAGCAAGGUCCACAUCAGGCGUCCUUCGUCAUCGCCGACGCUCCUCGGGUGUUGCUGAAGGCCCUGGAUGGAACCAUCAAAGUCAACGCCAAAGCCGACUUGUAUAUCAGCGCCGGCCCCACACCGAGCCUCACGUGGCAUGACGGCCGUCUUUUGCAGAGUCUGCCCGCAUCUUACAAACCUCUGCGGACUCUCUACCUCGGUCUCAACAGGGCUCUCGACGGACCUUGGUCGUCAGGGUCGGGACUGUGCGAAGUAAACAUUACCAUGAUGGAGAAGGAAGAUCAAUGUCUGGAAGACGGCGGUCCAAAGUGCAGUCAGCACGCAAUUUGCAGGCCGACGAGAAAAUCUCACCGCUGCGUUUGCAAAACUGGCUGGGACGGUGAUGGCGAAACAUGCUCAGAUGUGGAUGAGUGCCGUAUUAAAAACGGCGGAUGUGCCCACAUUUGCGUGAACACCCCUGGUUCUUAUUACUGCGAGUGUUACAAAGGAUUUGUGAGCGACUCGGAGGAUCCGCACAACUGCGUCGACCGGGACGAAUGUCGUGCAGAGGGUGCGCACAUCUGCAAGGACCAGCGGUGCGUCAAUACCGUCGGCUCCUUCCACUGCUCUUGCCACUCGCCCCUGUUCACCCUCGACACCAGCGAGGUCCGCUGUAAACCGGCGCCGAGUGCGUGCGUCGGUUUUGGCUGCGCCCACAGCUGCGAGUCGAGCCCACGCGGGUCCGCUUCCUGCUGGUGCCGUCGCCACCACUUUCUCAACCCCGACCUUCGCUCCUGCACCCCCACGUGCAGCGCCGGAAACGGCGGCUGUCAACACCGGUGCGUGGACACUGAAAACGGACCCACAUGCACCUGUGCCCUCAAGUACCUCCUCGGGCACGACCAGAAAAGCUGCAGAGCAUCCUGCUCUGUGAAUAAUGGCGGGUGUGAAAAGCUCUGCGCUAACACUGAUGUUGGCAGCGUGUGCAGUUGUCCCACCGGAUUUUUAUUGAACCGAGAUGGAAAAACCUGCAGAGAUGUUAAUGAAUGCACUGAGGAAGGCAAGUUACGGUGUCAGCACCGGUGUAUCAAUUCCCUUGGAAGCUUUGAGUGCGUCUGUAAUGAAGGGUUCAAAUUGAGCGCCGAUUGCAAAUCGUGCGAGGACUUGGAUGAGUGCGAAAUUCAAGGUGUGUGCGAUCAAAAGUGCAUCAACACGCACGGCUCCUUUUACUGCACAUGUGAACCUGGCUACCAGCUUUAUGGACACACGCAUUGCGCAGAUAUUGACGAGUGUUCGGUGGACAAUGGAGGAUGCCAGCAAAAGUGUGUAAACACACAAGGAAGUUUCUUUUGCACUUGUGAAUCAGGAUAUCGAUUACAUUUUAAUAAAAAGGACUGUGUUGAUUCAACGGUGUGCUUUGCCUUGAAACCAGCACCAAAAACUGAAUUGAGCUGUCUGAGGGAAAGUGCGGUGCACAAUUGCACUUUUCGGUGCCGGGAAAACGCAAGCGUUACUUCAGAUCUACCAAAGACACUUUUUUGCGGCCUCCACACCAAUUAUUUGUGGCAAUACGGCGAGAAAGUGACAAAGCAAAGCAACGACAUCCUCCUUAGUUGCUCAAAUGAUAUUCAUCCUCCGAGCUAUAUGACGCAAGCUAAAAUCCUAAUGGCCGGCACUAAAUGCAACCUGACCAACAUGAAUGGCACAAUUUCCGCCGCCAGCCAGUUUAUAGAUAGAUUCGCAGGAGAUAUUCGAUGUAUGAAGCCAAAUUGCAACCUGAGUGUGGUCUUGGCGACCUGCGAGUAUUCGCAGAAAGCGCUCUCCAAGGCCGACCUGAAAAAGGGCGAAGCCACAAGACUGACAAUUAAUAUUGUGAUGGCACCAAAAUCAAACGCUAAAAAACCAGAAAGCCCGAACAGCACCAGAGACAUGACUGACAAAGCUCUGAAGGCAAUGAUAGGUUGGUUCAGAAAAUUCGUCAACUCUGGGAAGUUCAAUGGGAGAAUUGCUGCAAAUGAUUUGAAAAUGGUCCCAAAGACUUUACGGUUGCAGAAAAACUUUCUCCAAGUGUGUCCUAAAGGUCUUGUUAAAGUGGACAAUAUUUGUGUUGGUUGCGGAGUUGGUUCAUAUUAUUCGGAAGAAGAUGAAAAAUGCCUGCCGUGUCCUCCAGGUACUUACCAGCUAAUGGAAGGUCAAGACAAGUGUGUUCCUUGCGAGGCAGACCUUAAGAGCAACCUUCACCCCGCAUGCAUAGGUAUAUGCCAAGCUGGGACCUUUUCAUCCGAUGGCCUCUUGCCCUGCCACCAGUGUCCUCAGGGCACAUAUCAACCUGAUAUCGGAAGGACAACUUGUAAAUCGUGCGGUUUGAAUGCAACCAGCAUUUUCACUGGGUCGUCAAAUUUUGAGCACUGCACCAUCAAAGAACCAUGUGAACUUGGCUAUCACCAUAACAUUUUCUCCGGGCAGUGCGAUCCGUGCCCUACCGGCUACUAUCAGGACCAAAAGGGUCAACCUUAUUGCAAAAAGUGCCCCGGAAACUCGACAACCGAUUUCGCCGCGUCUUCUGACGUCAGCGAUUGCAAAAACAUAGAAUGCGUGAGUUUCAUGGGCGAGCUGCAGGGCUACGUGCAGUCGCCAAAUUAUCCUGGAGACUAUCCAACCAACGUCGAGUGUGUCUGGAAUGUGAAACCUGGACCUGGCAGGAGGUUGCUGGUCAUUGUGCCCGGGCUCGACCUCGCCGACGACAAGUGCGGCGACAGGCUCGUCAUGAGAAAGUCAAAGUCUCCCUAUUCUGCCAUAACUUUCGACUCGUGCAAGAGUUUAAGUCGUCCCAUCGCAAUCACUUCGCGGACCAAAAAUUUGUGGAUCCAAUUUCAGUCGGACGGGAAUUUGACAGCCAAAGGCUUUAGAAUUCCAUUCGUAACUUACGAAGAGGGGUACCAGACAUUGAUCGAAGAUAUAGUGCAAGACAGUAGACUGUAUUCUUCUCACAACCACCUGGAGAUUCUAAAGGACCGAAAACUUUUGGACGCUCUGAUGGAAGUGAUUGCUCAGCCGUUCAACUACUACAAGUACGCCAACGAGCAGAACAAAAUGUUUCCAGCCUCUUUUAUCAGACUGAUGACACCCAAGGUCAGAAGGUUCUUCGAUUUGCACCAGUGACUUUCAAGUAUUGAUAGUGACUAAAUAAAUUUGAAACUUAUCUGUUUGUAUAAAAUUGACAUCAGCUCUGAUGGGCAAUCCUUGUGUAA
Molecule: messenger RNA, 3894 nt
Organism: Neocloeon triangulifer
Lineage: Eukaryota; Metazoa; Arthropoda; Insecta; Ephemeroptera; Baetidae
Product: signal peptide, CUB and EGF-like domain-containing protein 1
Exons: 21
Coding region: 254-3805 (1183 amino acids)
Biological process (GO): signal transduction
Cellular component (GO): cell surface
Molecular function (GO): calcium ion binding
Source: RefSeq, a predicted model, not a curated record